Molecule: messenger RNA, 2974 nt
Organism: Etheostoma cragini (Arkansas darter)
Lineage: Eukaryota; Metazoa; Chordata; Actinopteri; Perciformes; Percidae
Gene: msh2
Product: mutS homolog 2 (E. coli)
Exons: 16
Coding region: 66-2864 (932 amino acids)
Biological process (GO): mismatch repair; mitotic recombination; somatic recombination of immunoglobulin genes involved in immune response
Cellular component (GO): nucleus; MutSalpha complex
Molecular function (GO): mismatched DNA binding; ATP-dependent DNA damage sensor activity; ATP binding
Source: RefSeq, a predicted model, not a curated record
AACCCGUCACAUAGAAGAAGAACGUAGUUUCCUGUUUGGCCACAGCGGUGGCGGGAGAUUACAGCAUGGCGGUGCAGCCGAAACAAAACCUGUCUAUGGACAGUGCUGGCGAACAUGGCUUUUUAAACUUCAUUUUCUCCAUGCCGGAGAAACCGGACACUACUUUCAGAAUAUUCGACCGUAACGAUUACUACACCGUUCACGGAAAAGAUGCCAUAUUUGCAGCGAAGGAGGUGUUCAAGACGAACGGGGUCAUCAAAUAUUUAGGCUCAGGGAGUCGCAAGUUGGAGAGUGUGUGCCUGAGCAAGCUGAACUUUGAGGCCUUUGUGAAAGACUUGCUGCUGGUGAGGCAGUACAGAGUAGAAGUGUACAAGAACCACAGCAAGAGCAGCAAGGAGCACGACUGGAAGAUCGAGUACAAGGCCUCUCCAGGAAACUUGACUCAGUUUGAGGAGAUUCUGUUUGGCAGUGGAACCGGAGCAGUGGGUUGUGCAGGAGUUGUAGCUGUGCGGUUUACUACAGGAGCUGAUGGUCAGCGUGUGGUUGGGGUCGGCUAUGUGGACGCAGCCCAGAGGACGAUGGGAGUGUGUGAAUUUCCAGAUAACGAGAUCUUUUCCAACCUGGAGUCCCUUCUUGUCCAAAUCAGCCCCAAAGAAUGUCUCUUGGCCCAGGGUGAAUCCAACAGUGACGCCAAUAAACUACGGGAGGUGGUACAGCGUGGCGGCAUGCUGGUCUCUGACAAGAAGAGAUCAGAGUUUAAUAGCAAGGACAUGGUCCAGGACCUCAACAGGCUGCUGCGGGCCAAGAGAGGAGAGACUGUGGCGAGCAACACGCUGCCUGAGCUGGACAAACAGGUGGCUAUGUCGUGCUUGGCUGCAGUGGUGCGUUUUCUUGACCUGCUCUCUGACGAGUCCAACUUCAACUCCUUCAGCCUGACCACACUGGAGCUGGGUCAGUACAUGAGGCUGGACAACGCUGCCGUGAGGGCUCUUAACCUCUUCCAGGGAUCUCCUGAUGACACCAGUGGAGCUCAUUCAUUGGCCGGUCUGUUGAACAAGUGCCGUACACCUCAGGGCCAGCGGCUUGUCAACCAGUGGAUCAAACAACCUCUUAUAGAUGUAACCAAAAUAGAGGAAAGGCUGGACCUGGUGGAGAGUUUCGUGUGUGACUCUGAGCUCAGGCAGAGUUGUCAGGAGGACUUGCUGCGGCGGUUUCCUGAUCUUCACCGUCUGGCCAAGAAGUUCCACCGUCACUCUGCAACGCUGCAGGACUGCUACCGCGUCUACCAGGCUGUGAGCCACGUCCCGGCCCUCGUCAUGGCCCUGGAGAGAUACUCAGGUAGCUACCAGGUUCUGUUGGAGGCGGUAUUCCUUUCUCCUCUCAGAGACCUGCAGACAGACUUUGUUAAGUACCAGGAGAUGAUUGAAACCACACUGGACAUGAACCAGAUUGACCACCAUGAGUUCUUGGUGAAGGCGUCGUUUGAUCCAGUGUUGAGUGAGCUGAGAGAAAAGAUGGACGCGCUGGAAAAGAGCAUGCAGGGGGUGCUGAACAGCGCAGCCAGAGAACUGGGUUUGGACGCUGGAAAGACUGUGAAGCUGGAGUCAAAUGCCAUGCUGGGUUUUUACCUCAGAGUCACAUGCAAAGAGGAGAAGAGUCUGAGGAACAACAAGAAAUUCACCACGCUGGAUGUUCAGAAGAACGGAGUGCGCUUCACAAACGGUAAGCUGAGUUCUCUAAACGAGGACUACGGCAAGAACAAAGAGGAGUAUGAGGAGGCCCAGAAUGCCAUUGUCAAAGAAAUCAUCAACAUUGCUUCAGGUUACGUGGAUCCCCUCCAGGCGCUGAGCGACGUGAUAGCGCAGCUGGACGCGGUGGCCAGUUUUGCUGUGGCGUCUGUCUCUGCUCCUGUGCCGUAUGUCAGGCCCCGGCUGUUGGCGGACGGAUGCAGGCGCAUGGAGCUGCAGCAGGCCAGACAUCCCUGCAUGGAGACGGACGCGGACACUGCCUUCAUACCCAACAACAUCUCUUUCGUCCAGGGAGAGAAGAACUUCUAUAUUAUAACAGGACCAAAUAUGGGCGGCAAGUCGACAUUUAUCCGUCAGGUGGGUGUGAUCGCUCUAAUGGCUCAGAUCGGCUGCUUUGUGCCAUGUGAGAAGGCGGAGCUUAGCGUGAUUGACAGUGUCCUGGCCAGGGUGGGAGCAGGAGACAGCCAGGUCAAAGGAGUGUCCACCUUUAUGUCCGAGAUGCUGGAGACGGCUGCCAUUCUGCGCUCGGCCACGGAGAACUCGCUCAUCAUAAUCGACGAGCUUGGCAGAGGCACGUCCACAUACGAUGGCUUCGGUCUAGCCUGGGGCAUCAGCGAACACAUCGCCUCCAAAAUCAGUUGCUUCUGUCUGUUUGCCACUCACUUCCAUGAGCUGACAGCGCUGGCAGCGCAGCAGCCCACCGUCCACAACCUGCACGUCACAGCCCUGACCUCUCACAACACACUCACCAUGCUGUACAGGGUCAAAUCAGGUGUAUGUGACCAGAGUUUUGGAAUCCACGUUGCUGAGUUGGCAUGCUUCCCGCCAUCGGUGGUUGCCAUGGCCAAGGAGAAGGCAGAGGAGCUGGAGGAGUUCCAAGAACCUGCGGGGGAGUUGGAGGACGAGCCCGAGUCCAAGAGACGACGGACAGACAAACAAGUGGGGGAAAAGCUGAUCCAGGACUUCCUGGAGAAGGCAAAGUCACUCCCUGCUGCCACUAUGAGUGAUGAAGAGGUGAAAGCAGCACUCGUGAGAAUGAAGCAGGAGCUUAUUGCCAAAAACAACCCAUAUAUCAAAGAGCUCCUUUCACGCUGUGUUCCUGCAAAAACACCUUGAUAGUUACUCACAUUUUGUGCUCAUAAACAAAGGUCCAAGUUUAUGUACUGUAAUUAACCACACUAUAGCGCCAAAUUUGUAUAGUUUUUCAAUAAAGGAUUAUUCCUGGA